This is a messenger RNA of Besnoitia besnoiti, 3174 nucleotides long. RefSeq lists its product as uncharacterized. The record is from RefSeq and is a predicted model, not a curated record. Lineage: Eukaryota; Apicomplexa; Conoidasida; Eucoccidiorida; Sarcocystidae. Bases 1 to 3174 code for a protein of 1057 amino acids. The transcript has a single exon.
AUGCUUAGGGGAGCUUUUGUACAAGAUCGCCUACUCCACAGCUUUUUCGAUUCCAGAUGGAGCAUCAAAGCUGUGGCUACCACUAUACUGUUGAUGUCGAGCGUCCGUGUCUGUUAUGGAGGAGUCCUCAUACCAAAGGAGCUCAGAGACGGUAUUGUACUCACAAACGGUGCCUUGCCACGAGACGUUGGGCCCUACCUCCAAGUUCAUUCUUUCGAGGAGCCGUCGCCAAUACCCUUUGGUGGGAACAGUGGACUCCAGGAGGAAACACUGGUAUCGAUGGAGCUCGCGCAGACGGACAGUGCGCUUCCCACAUCACCAGAGCAAGUUCUGUCUCUGGGAGCACCACUGCCUAACCGCAUAUCAGCCGUGCCUCCGGCGCUGUGGCAGGUUGAGCCACCAAGUGGCCCCAUCCGGCACGAAAGCCUCCAUGCUAUUCAAGUCCCUCCCCGUGACGGGCAGAGCGUCUUCUCAGAUGCGCGGAACGACCCGUUCGCAUCUCAUCAACGAGCGAAUCUUCUGCAGCCUCUGCUGCACAGAGUUGCAGGGGUACUUGGAAGCGUUAUGAGUCCAGGUGUACCUGCUUCAGGCAAUAUAACACGAGGCGGUAUCGAUCAGACUAUAUCGUCGUUUUCCGGCGUGGUCUCGUCCACCGGUCUUUCCACAGAAAUGGAAGAGACCCCGCCUUCCAAUCGUAGUCCCCACGCGGUUGUACCAUCGACACAUACGCUUGUGUCGACCAUUAUGAGCAAGCUGCCGCCUCGAUUUCGACCUAUAAUGGGGCCAAAUCAGCCUGCUGUCCAAAUGCAGAACGAGACGUCGGUCUUGAAUGACCUUUUGUUGACAGCUACUCAACUAGUACCUUUCCCAGACUACCAUGAUCCUGCCAUGGAGCAGCCCUCGGCAGUUCCGGGACAGUCGCGGUUGCACCUAGUUAAGGCGGUUGCAGGUGUGCUGUCUUCGGGAAUGCCUGCGAAAAUCAUUGACCAGGCUCUCGCUUUUGUGGGGGGCCGCAACUGGAUUGACAAAGGCCACCAGGAGUCCGCGACAGACUACAGCGUGGCGCAUGUUCCGACCCUUGGUGGUAUUCCGGCUCAGGUACUCGCGAGUAUCCGAAGUAAUCUACUGAGUCGGAUUUAUCUCUUCAACGGGAGCGCGUAUGCAGCACGGACUGAAACGCCCCUUGAUUUCUCUCCUCUUCUGCAGUCGUCAUUUCAGGAGAAUCAGUGGCCUGGCCAGUUGCUGCAGUCUGCGAUCUUUUCAAAACCUCAGCACAUCCACCGCCUCAACAUCCCCUACGUUUCCCAAGAGACCUAUUCACCAUUGGUCCCCCCUUCACCCGAGGCUCCUGAGGUUUCUCUACCGCCGAACAUAAUGAGUGUGCACUCGCCUAAAAAUCUGCAAACUGAGAGAUACAUCAAUCCCUUACUGAUGCUGGUCUCUCAUUCGGGGCAGGAGCCGGUUUCCGUAGGAUCUCAGGGUCGCCCGCAGAUGGCCCGAGAAGCUGCAGUGGCAUCAUCGUAUGUCAUGUCAGACAGCCAUCCUGUUCAUCUGCAGAGGGCCCCAGAACCUCUUAUGGAGGGCGGUAAUUACUCUCGAGGGGAUAAAGUUCAGAAACUCGCGAGGAGUCAAACUCAUGACGACGCGCUCACAGUAGCAGUCCCGAGACCUGAACGGCCCCCAGAGUCCGCGGACGUAACUUCCCCUGAGCCCAAAAUAAGCGUGGUGGACGAAAGGGCGACUGGACACAGAACCUCGGCGGUCUUCAGGGUAACCGACCAAACUCACGACGAGCCGGGAGAAGGACAUAGCCUGAAGAUUGACGAUGUGAGUGGCUAUCAGCCCUUCGGAAAACCGUUGAGCGGUAAACCUAGUGACGCCGUGCAAGACGACGACGGGUUCCCAGAUGCUGCAAGUUACAUGAACCACCAAGCAGUAACUGGCGAGCAAUUGCCUGACGAAGACGACCUCGGGGACAGCAAAGUUCUCUAUAGGGAUGGGGCCGCUGGAAACGCACAGGGCGGGGAGCACCACGAAGGGGGCGGCGACGGAAAAGACCUCGACACCCGUAGCGGCGAUACAUCGCAAGAAGGUGCGGGCAAUGCAGAGCUCAACAGCCUCCAGAUAUCUGACCUCAGAGUUCGAGCGAUGCUGGGUGAUGGUGAAGAGGAUGAUGAAGAGGGAUGGGAUGACGGAACAUCUGAUGACGGCUUCCCCGCGAAUCCUUUCGACGUUGGGAUCCAUCCGCCUGCCGAGGACCUGGAGGGACCGCACGCAGGUGACGAGAGAGAAAGUGAUGAAGAUUACCUAUUCCCAACAAUAACGCAGUUGAUAUUUAAGUUUUUCCCUCUUCCCGAAUGGCUCACCCUCCGCCCCGACCAGGUGCCAGCUUUCGAUUGGAAACGUGUUUUCAAGGACUAUUUCCCCGAGGCUGAUAAACUCGGCCGGGCCAUCAACAUGGCUGACGACGUUAUCUACAAUGAAUAUUGUAAUCGCACUGUGCUUGAGGUUGAACCGUCAUCUGGUGCAUCUUUUGAGUUCAAAGGGGAUAUCUUUUUUGACGAAGACCUGGUCGACGGUUAUCCUGUGCCAGACCUCGGCGAUGCUGGAGAGCUGCCGAUAGUGCCGGUGGAAAUAGAGGACGAAUUUGACAGGUGUGUAAGCUUCUAUAAAAAUCGCACCCGCGACUACAUUGAGGAAUAUAAGCAGAAAUGCGAUGACGUGUGGGAUGACCCGAAUUCUCCUGACGGCAACCGCCUCCGGCCCUUGACGAUUGACGAUGUGACCACGUGUUUCCUCAAGAAGUACGACGUGGGGCGGCGGUGGUUCAACGAGCUAUUCUUCCAGCCUUGGUUUCACCUUGUGAAUCAAACCUCUUAUCUGGCUCAGGCUGUCGAUACUGCAAUGUCCGAAUUCGCGUACAGCGGUUGGCUCUUUCCCGCAGCUUACGCGGCAGCAAAUUUUGGACUCUGGCGCGCUUGCAUCGAGAGGAAAAAUUGUUUCGAAGGAGAAGACUGCGUCCCAGCGCUGCCAGCUAUAUACGGAUUUGUUCUGAAUUUUUGCCAACGCACGGCGGAUUCGAUGACCCGAGACCCCAUCACUGGAGUCCCGUUGGAGGAAAGCUUUGCGAACGUGCGUGUGGAUCGCCUGCCACUUGUUUCGAAGCCGUUUUAA